CGAUUUAUUUAUCCUCCUUCUCCGGAGAAACGAGUAUGAUAUAAUUACACACACACACACACACACACCACAUACACACACAACGGUCAGUCAUAUUUUUCAACCGGUUAGGUUAGUUCGAUCGGACCGCUCAUUCAGUCGGUGUCACUACGGCCACGCGCUCGUCGACGUUGUAUUUCGUGAGAUCUGUUCUUAUUUCUUUUGUAUGAAUAAUAUUGCAGGACAUAAAAUGGCGCAGUCUUCGUUGAAACAAGUGAUCAACUUCGGAGCCGGACCGGCCAAGAUCCCCAAACAGGUUCUGGAACAGGUCAAAGACGAACUUUUGGAUUGUGGUUGCGGAAUCAGUGUUAUGGAACUUAGUCACCGGUCAUCCGAGUACACAACCAUCAACAACCGAGCUAUUCAGUUAUACAGAGAAUUACUUAAUAUCCCAGAAAACUAUAAAGUAUUGUUGAUGCAAGGAGGAGGAACCGGUGCUUUUGCUUCAGUAGCGUUGAACUUAUUACACAGGGGCACAAAAGCCGACUACAUUUUGACAGGCGUUUGGUCUACUAAAGCUGCUAAAGAAGCAUCUAAAUACUUAAAUGUAAGACACGUGUUUCCAAAACCGGAAAAAUUUAAUGGGAUUCCCGAUCAAUCUACAUGGAAUCUAGAUCCAGAAGCUGCAUAUGUGUAUUAUUGUGAUAAUGAAACGGUGAACGGAGUUGAAUUUCCUUUUAUUCCGGAGACAAAUGGCGUUCCAUUGGUGUGUGACAUGUCAUCCAAUAUUAUGACGAAGGUUUUUGACGUGACUAAGUUUGGCGUGGUGAUAGCUUGUGCGCAGAAGAAUCUCGGUCCCGCGGGUAUAACUGCAAUUAUUAUACGCGAGGAUCUUCUCGGAAAACCAAGCCCGCUUUGCCCACAAGUCUUCGACUACACACUGUUCACUCAAGAGAAUUCUUUACUUAAUACACCUCCAACUUUAAUAGUUUAUAUAUUUUCACUUGUAUUACAAUGGGUGAAAAAUCAAGGAGGUCUUGUUGCUAUGGAAGCUAACUCAAAAGCAAAAAGCGAACUUUUAUACAAAACCAUAGAGAAUUCUCGAGGUUUUUAUUCAUGUCCGGUGGCUAAGAACUCUAGAAGCCGCAUUACUGUGCCGUUCUGUCUAAGUGCGGGAGCUGAGGCUGACAAGCAAUUUCUUAAAGAAGCACAAGAUUUAGGAUUUUUACAGCUUAAAGGACACAGAUUGGUGGGAGGAAUUCGAGCGGCCAUGUAUAAUGCUAUGACUUUAGAUGAAGUGGCAGUUCUAGUUGAAUUCAUGACUAAGUUUCAAGAACGAAAUCCACAAUAUUCCGUUUAAAAAUAAUUAAAAUAUUCAAUAUUUAAUAUA
This is a messenger RNA of Melanaphis sacchari, 1369 nucleotides long. Its product is annotated as probable phosphoserine aminotransferase. Gene Ontology annotation, molecular function: pyridoxal phosphate binding; O-phospho-L-serine:2-oxoglutarate transaminase activity. The record is from RefSeq and is a predicted model, not a curated record. The coding region runs from base 206 to 1339 and encodes 377 amino acids. Gene Ontology annotation, cellular component: cytoplasm. NCBI's taxonomy places the organism in Eukaryota, Metazoa, Arthropoda, Insecta, Hemiptera, Aphididae. Gene Ontology annotation, biological process: L-serine biosynthetic process. The transcript is spliced from 9 exons.